ACGGACGUUGUCUUAGCCCAGCCCUUGACGGUCACAGCUGAUCACUUUGGAGACAUCGAUGUCACAUUCCUGUGUGACAGCAUCACCAGAACACUUAUCUGUGCCGGAGUUGACAAGUUGAGUGAAGCAGCACAGUCGACAGAAACAACUCCAGUCACAGUACCCGAUGUAACGACCACCAGUGUCGACACCUCCACGGUACCAACCGAGAAACCGUUCACCUCCAAUAGACCGACGUCCACGCCCAGCAGACCGAUGUCCACGCCCAGCAGACCCACUGCUACUGAAGACACGGACACUCCAACUGAUGCUACUCUAGGCCUUGCUAUCGGACUGUCUCUGCUUGCUGCCGUCUUACUUAUACUCGCUGUCGUCCUCAUUGUCCGCUAUCGUCAUGUAAUAGGAAAAUACAUCGUCACAACACGUGAUAGUGACUUCAAACAGACCGACGUCCAUGCCAAACAGACCGACGUCCACGCCCAACAGACCGACGCCCACGCCCAACAGACCGACGUCCACGCCCAACAGACCGACGUCCACGCCCAACAGACCGACGUCCACGCCCAACAGACCGACGCCCACGCCCAGCAGACCAACUGCCACUGAAGACAGAGACACUCCAACUGAUGCUACUCUAGGCCUUGGCGUCUUACUUGUAAUCGCUGUCAUCCUCGUUGUCCGCUAUCGUCAUGUAAUAGGAAAAUACAUCGUCACAACACGUGAAAAGGACCCUAAAUAUAUCAAAACCAAAUUUUUAAACUAUUACUUACUGUAAAAUGUUUGAAGUCAAAUAACUGAUUCGCGAAUUAUUUUUAGUACAGACAUUUCAACUUGCUGGCUGUACGAAGUGCUUGCCAGGUAAAGUUCUAAACAGUUCAGCAUCAUCAGUGGAUGAAUGAGUACAUAUGAUUUUAAGCAGCUUUUACCAAUAGUCCAGCCACAUCACGGCGGUGACAACAGAAGCAGGAUCACCACAAAAAUACGAAUCAGGCAUUAUUAUUUUACCAGGACAGUGUGUUUUCUUUUAAGCAACUUUCAUAAACUUCCCCCCAUUAAGAAGACGCAUAUGAUAAAAAUGUGCCAGUCAUGUGUGUUUUAAAUUGCCUGAAACAAAAUAUUGUUAUUGCAGACAUAUAUACCACUAAAGGAGUUCAUGUCAACAACAUGUUUAGGUACCUCACUGUAUUUUCCUUUUGUAUUUUUUCUGAUGAAAAGCCUUUUCGAACAUAUAUAUAUUUUGUGUAUACUCAGAAACAGAUAUGCAAUUAAACUUGUUGUGUGUUCAUUGUAGUUACUGCAAUCGAGUUGACUUGAUUGGUCAAUUUCUUCAGCAUUCAGUUCCAAUUGAAUGGAAAAUGAUAAUCCACGUAUAUGGAUAUGUACUACUUUCAUCGGCCUGGGGGGAGUGAAUAUGGUUUUACGCCGCUUUUAGCAAUAUUCCAGCAAUAUCACGGCGGGGGGCACUAGAAAUCGGCUUCACACAUUGUAUCCAUGUCGACACCUACCAAUGUUAAUCCUCUACUGUUAAUCUUCCACCUACUAUAGAAACUAAUGUCCAAAAAUAACGAUACUUACUUUUUAUAAUUCAUUUUGAGUUAUAAGUGAUAUACUUUAUAUGAAAACACAUUUAAACAUACCCUUCGUACCAAUCCAAAUGUGAUCGGUGGGAAAAAGCCGGAACAUUUGACAAUUUGUGUAAAAAACGUACACUUUGCAAAAACGAUGUCAUGUGCCGUAGCACGAAAUCCACGUGCAGAUCUACUGUUAAAUCUGUUGACCCGACACGUUAGGAAUACAACACCAAUACAAAUGCCUGCAUGC
Molecule: messenger RNA, 1821 nt
Organism: Haliotis rufescens (red abalone)
Lineage: Eukaryota; Metazoa; Mollusca; Gastropoda; Lepetellida; Haliotidae
Exons: 3
Coding region: 256-606 (116 amino acids)
Source: RefSeq, a predicted model, not a curated record